Molecule: messenger RNA, 5170 nt
Organism: Biomphalaria glabrata
Lineage: Eukaryota; Metazoa; Mollusca; Gastropoda; Planorbidae
Product: cholecystokinin receptor type A-like
Exons: 5
Coding region: 1257-2549 (430 amino acids)
Biological process (GO): G protein-coupled receptor signaling pathway
Cellular component (GO): membrane
Molecular function (GO): G protein-coupled receptor activity
Source: RefSeq, a predicted model, not a curated record
AGACAGUGUGUUAGAAAGGACAGUAGAGUCCAGGACAGCAAGCAGUAAGGACUGUGUGCAACGAAGUGAGUCCUCGAAAAUGUAGCUGUACGAGCUAGAGAGACUUGUAGUGAUUAGUUAGGCAGUUCUGUAGUGUAGCAAAGCAUUUGGAGUUACUGUAGCCAAUUGUGUUUAUUGGCUGUUGUUGAUGUAAUUGUAAAUAAACCGCCACUUUGUUUAUUGAAGCUCUUGUUGUCAAGUUGAUGUUUUAGAUGUGUUGUGUUGUUGGGCAGUGUUUGCAGAAGGCCUGAUUAGGAAAGAGAGAAUCGUAACAAUAUGAACAUUUUUUCAAUAGAUGGUAGCCAUGUUCGAUUGACAUCGUGCCAGUGAAGUAUUAUAGCAGAUGAGGGCAAAGGUAUAAUAAUGUUUUUGCAGAACUGAAUAUAUGAAUUGACAGUUAUGUAACUGGGAUAGUAAGACGCUAAGAAAUUUACACAGCCCAUAAAGACUUAUCAACUUCAACUUCAUGCAUGUUAUGAUUUGUGCCUUAUUUUUUAUUAUCAGUCGCUAGAACGCCAAGACACAGCCCAUAAACAUUAUAUAGAAAAGAAUGUGUCAAGUGAAGGGUCAAACUGUCAGAGCUUACUUUGUGAAGAUAUUCCCCACAGAAAAGAAGUAAAAGAGGCUUAACGUUACAUUCCAAUAAAGGAGCCAAUACAAAGAAGGACACUGCUGGACCAACGCUCUGACUAAGUCUCUAUAGAUUCCUCUCCAAAGACAAUGCAUGCAUCGAUCCAUUUCUUAUAAGCUAUGUAGUCUACUCCAAGCCUGAAGCUUCAGACAUAGACAGUUGCUGUUUCCCGAGGUUUUAGUCUGACGGCUCCAUCUGAUAUGGCAGCCUCAUGUUUCUGAAUCUUUAACGUCACUCUAUCUAACCAUAAAACGAUAUUUUCUCUAGACCCAGUGCAGUGUUAUUGAACAGGAGUUUCCCACAUUCUGAGUAUUUAUCGGAAAACUUUCCUAAUUUUUUUAGAGAGAUUAAUUCACGUUGUGGCCUACUAGUUAAUUAUUUCAGUAGUUCGUGGAACACCUAUUCAGGCUUUGUGGAACACUAGGAUUCUGCGUAACACAGUUUGGGAAUCACUGUUGUAGAACACACAUUAAACCAUUUCUAUAAUACUUUUGUUAAAUGACUACAAAUUAAUGUAGUCUUCUGUAUAUACGAUUUACAAGAAAAAAAAGCUAUUCAGAAUUAUUGUUAUUUGUUAGAAAAUACAAUGUAUAACUGUGAACAAAAUUAUAGUUUGAUGAACAGUUCACUGGAUGGAUUUCAAAACGAAUCCGACGAAUAUAGACAGCAUUUUUUCAAAUUGCAGUUGGAGAAAAAUCUGGCAUUAGUUCCGACAUUUAUCUACCUGGCCUUUUUGUUUAUUAUGGGCGUCAUUGGCAACCCUUUGAUUAUACUCAUCUACUGCAGAGAGAAGAAGAAGACAGCCACUACAUACUUUAUAGUGUCGAUAGCUGUGGUCGAUCUGAUUGCAACUUUAAUUACUCUACCAGUAACUUUCUAUGUCAACUUCAGAAGCCUGGAUAUGGACAACAUCUACGUCUGCAAAUUGUACUUCUUCGUGAACUUCACCAACGCCACCAUCUCGACUUUCUUGCUGUUGGCUGUGGCAGUAGUUAGGUACAGAAAAAUUUGUCACCCUCUUGAAUGGCAGGUCAGUACGUGCCAGGCUCGCAACACAAACCUCGUGAUCGCCUUCUCCUGCCUGUUCUUUAGCAUCGCCCAUAUCAUCGUGCACGGCAGACUUGAGAAACAAACGGAAAUGCCCGGUCUCUGUCUCCAUCUCUGCUACGUGGACGAACAGCUUAUGGCGACUCCUUGGCCGAAAGUCACUAUAGGUGCCUUCACGUUAUUAUUCCUGGUGGACAGCGGAGUGAUAUGCUUCCUGUACACACGCAUUGCCAAACAGGCGCGGAAGCAGGGGACGAAUCAAAGAACCUUUUCGAAAUACUGUGAAAAGAAUACCGGAAGUGACUCGCAAUCGUCUAGCAGGGACAACGAAUUAAACUGUUCACAAAUAACGGCCUUAGAACCAACACAAUCAUCAAUUCAAUGGCUUGAAAACACAAUUUAUAAAAGUAGCGAAAAGAAUGAUGUAAUAUAUUGCCCUAAUCCUAAAGAAAUAGUGAAAAACCCAAACUCAUUUCACCUGUUUAAGCCACGCGGCUCUUGUCACAAUGUUUGCUCCCUUUCUUCUCCCAACUCAAAGUUAAAAUUACACCCAGAUACAACUAACAAAAACACUAAGCAAAAACAUAAGAAACGGACCACAUUCAUGCUUUUUACAAUCACGGUCAUUUACGUGGUCACCAACUUGACCACGUUGAUCCUCAUGUUUGUCCGAGCAGCGGCAUAUGAUCACAUUUUAGCAUUGAGUCCAGUUUGGACCUCACUGUACAGCCUUUUCUUGAACUGUGCCCUUAACCCGAUUAUCUACAGCUUGUGGAACAAAAAUUUUAGACUAGAGUGUUUCAAAUUUUUCGGGAAGAUCAGGAGAUCAUGACACUUUCAAAGAAAGCUUCAAACUAAUGAAAGAUAGCUUCAGACUAAUCAAAGAAAGCUUCAAACUAAUCAAAGAAAGCUUCAAACUAAUCAAAGAUAGCUUCAGACUAAUCAAAGAAAGCUUCAGACUAAUCAAAGAAAGCUUCAAACUAAUCAAAGAAAGCUUCAAACUAAUGAAAGAUAGCUUCAGACUAAUCAAAGAAAGCAUCAAACUAAUCAAAGAAAGCUUUGUGCUUAUUUGUGAAACUUUCAAUAUAAACCAUGAGAGCUUUCGAAUUAACCAUGUGAGUAAAUCCUCAACGGGGGAGUGCUUGUGGAAUAUUACUCUACCAGAUCUACUUGUUGUCAGACUGUAUCGGCGUUACUCUGUUUGGUUUACUCUACCAGACUGUAUCAGCGCUACUCGUUAAACAGGGAACAUGAAAAGCACCAAGACGUUUGUGUGUAGUCUCUCAAUGAACUGUUCUGUAUAUUGUGUCUGAUUUAUUUGUGUGGAAUUUUGUUGUUAUUUUUAGCGGCCCCCGAAAGGGGAAAAGACGCUAUUAGUUUUGUGCGAAAUGUCUGUCCGUCUAUCCGUCUGUCCGUCCGUCCCGUUUAGAUCUCGUAAACUAGAAAAGAUAUUGAAAAUCCGACAUCACAAUAUUUUAGAGUCCAGUGAUGCCCAACCUUAUUUGGUCUGCGGGCCAUUUUAAUUUUUGGCAUUCGUGUCGCGGGCCAUAUCACCAAAAAGGAAAAAAAAAUACAAUAAGCUAUUUUUAUUAGUUUUAUAUGUGGACCUACUUACAUAAAUUCAUGUGAUGCAUGGAGUUUAUCCAAAACCAUCUUCUGAAUAUUUGUCUGCAUAGAUGAAACACCAAGUAGGAGCACUGAAUCUAGAUGUUCAUCAGUGAGUCGAUUACGUAACAUGGAUUUCACAUAUGUCAUCACUGAAAAAGUUUAUUCACACAAAUAAGUGCUUGAAAAACUUGUGAUCACCCUUAACGCUUGUUUCCGAAGAUUUCGAAAAGUUUCUGCAGGUAACACGCAGUAGAAGUCAAUAGUCUGCAUCACUUGAAAUUUGUCAAGCAGGGAUGUCUGACUUUGUAAGUCAAUCAGUUCCAGAUCUGUCGGGCGCUUGACACAUCGUCAGCAAAUGGAUUUUGAAAAAGACGGAUUUCAUUUUUAAAUUAUGAAAAUCCACAAAUCUUUCACAGAAAUUAUUCAUCAAGAGCCUCAGAAGUUGGAUCAUUUUUUCUUUAUUUAGCUGCUCAUCAUUUUGUAGAGUGGUUCAGGUUGGAAGUGUUGAAUGAAGAGUUGCAAUUUUGUGUGGAAAGCGCUCAUGUCUGCACACACAUGCGAAAGUUUGGUAUUGAGUUCAUUUAGAUUUGAUGUGAUGUCGCAUAAAAUAGCCAAAUCCCACAACCACGAGGGGUCGUUCAGUUGUGGCACUUGUUUUGAUUUUUCCAUCAUAAAUAUUUCAAUUUUGUGUCUCAAAUAAAAAAAACAAAACUUUUUAAUACCUUUCCUCGGCUUAACCAGCCCGCACUUCAUUGUGAAAUAAAACGUCUUCAGAAUUCUGUCAGAAAAUCUUUGAUUGUUCUGUGAUUCAACGCUUGUGAUUUGAUGGAAUGUACAGUACUGAACUUAAUCAGCAUCACAUGGUCUAGAUUCAAAACCUUUCCUCAGAGAUUUUGUUGGUGAAUGAUGCAGUGAAGCCGCAAGGGUUCAGUUCCAUUCGACUCAACUUUUUAAAAUAACUCUUGCUGUCAGUCCGCUGUGACAUCCAGGCAUAUUUCUAGCGCCAUCAGUAAUCACUCCAACUAAUUUAUUCCAAGGAAGAGCAAGGUCUUCUAUGACGUCUGACACUUCUUUGAACAGUUCUCCAGUUGUAGCCCCAUGCAUGCUCGUCAUAGCUGCUAACUACUCUUAUAUCAAAAUUGUUGUUUGUACCGCAAAUAAAUACCAAGAGUUGCGCGGUAUCGGUUAUGUCAGUGGACUCGUCAGCAGCAAUAGAAAACAUUUCGAAUUCUGCUGCUCUGUCUUUUAAUGUGAACGGAAAUUUUGUAGUGUCAUGCGAGAAAAGCUGACAGCUUCUAAUGCAUUCUUCUUUUCAGGACAUUUCUUCUAUCACUGCUAGCAAGCACUUUUUUUUUACACAUUCGCCAUUGGAUAAAGGCUUCAUUACUCUAUUUAGGAUGUGAGCUGUAGCUGGCCCUUAUCGCCGACUCAUUUUCUUGUCUCUUUUUGUUAAAUAUUCUCGUCAAUCCCACGAUCUCUAUUCGUAACUUGGCAAUCUUGUCUUCAUGGCUCAAAUCAAGAAUGUCACCAUUUGUGUUUAUGUAUUUGGUUUCAUAAUGCCUUUUAAUGUUAUGUUCUUUAAAAACAGCCACACUUUCUUUACAAAUGAAAAAUGUUGGCUUAUUAUCGAAUUCCACAAAAAAGUAAAGAUCUGUUCACUUUUCUACAUGCAGAUUCCACUUUUCGUUUCUUAGAUUUUCCCAUUUUAUUAAAUCACAAACGUUAAACAAUACGGUACCAAUCGCUUUCACAAUAAAAGAACACGACCCAAAACGAGGCAUCAAUGAUGCUCUGUGUUGUACACACAAGGUGUCAAGGACACGGCUAGCUCAAGACAGUAGCGGA